This is a messenger RNA of Pseudophryne corroboree (corroboree frog), 3730 nucleotides long. RefSeq names its product prolyl 4-hydroxylase subunit alpha 1 (gene P4HA1). Lineage: Eukaryota; Metazoa; Chordata; Amphibia; Anura; Myobatrachidae. The coding region runs from base 200 to 1819 and encodes 539 amino acids. Gene Ontology annotation, molecular function: L-ascorbic acid binding; protein binding; procollagen-proline 4-dioxygenase activity. Gene Ontology annotation, biological process: peptidyl-proline hydroxylation to 4-hydroxy-L-proline. The record is from RefSeq and is a predicted model, not a curated record. Gene Ontology annotation, cellular component: endoplasmic reticulum. The transcript is spliced from 15 exons.
GCCAGCUCUCCGGGCCAGUGUGAAGAGUCUCACGUAGAGCAGAGGCUGAGGGGCUGGAAGCUGCCUGGAAAGAGGGGUGGAGGGAACAGCAGGAUAUAAAACACGGGCCGGGACCGGGCACUGGUAAAAAGUGCGAAGAGUGGCGCAGCCCUGAGAAGAGGUGAGAGAGUCGUUCCUGCACUAACCCACGCAGAUCACUAUGCGGUGUACAAUGAAGGCCAUGAAGGUGCUACAUGUCUUGCCCGCCUUGGUGCUAUUUUCCUUAUGUCAAGCACAUACUGAUUUCUUCACUUCAAUCGGUCACAUGUCUGAUUUGCUCCACACUGAGAAGGACCUGGUGACGUCCCUAAAAGAGUAUAUAAAAGCAGAAGAGAUGAAGCUGGCACAGAUUAAAAAAUGGGCGGAGAAAUUUGAUGCAGUGUCAGAAAUUGCUAUAAAGGACCCAGAGGGGUUCCUGGGUCACCCAGUCAAUGCUUUCAAAUUAAUGAAGAGGCUCAAUACGGAAUGGCUAGAAGUCGAGAAUCUGGUGCUCAAGGAUAUGUCAGAUGGAUUCAUCUCUAAUCUUACUAUCCAACGUCAGUAUUUCCCAAAUGAUGAUGACCAGAAGGGAGCGGCUAAGGCUUUGCUUCGUCUACAGGACACGUAUAACUUAGACACAGAGAAAAUGUCCAUGGGAAAUCUGCCAGGUGUAAUACAAAAAGCUACAUUGACUGCUGAAGACUGCUUUGACUUGGGCAAGGUUUCCUACACUGAAGCUGACUAUUACCACACUGAGCUCUGGAUGGAGCAAGCUCUGAAUCAGCUGAACGCUGGAGAGGAAUCCUCUAUUGACAAGGUCUUGGUUCUAGAUUACCUUAGUUAUUCUGUAUACCAACAAGGAGACUUGGACAAAGCCUUGAUGCUAACCAAAAAACUACUAGAGCUAGAUCCUGAACAUCAAAGAGGGAAUGGCAAUCUACGGUACUUUGAAUAUAUCAUGGCAAAACAGGCAAAUGAAUCCAUCGCAUCCAAUUCUGGUGCAGUAGAGCCUACAGCAAGGAAAGGUCGCCCCAAAGAUCACCUGCCAGAGAGGCAGAAGUAUGAGAUGUUGUGCCGUGGAGAGGGCAUUAAAAUGACUCCUCGCAGGCAAAAGAGACUUUUCUGCCGUUACUUUGAUGGAAAUAGGAAUCCCAUAUUCAUUCUGUCUCCUACAAAGCAAGAAGAUGAAUGGGACAGACCCCGUAUUGUAAGAUUCCAUGAUAUCAUUUCUGAUGAGGAGAUUGCGAAAGUCAAAGAGCUAGCAAAGCCCAGGCUGAAACGAGCCACCAUAUCAAACCCUAUCACAGGAGUCCUGGAGACAGCACAUUACAGAAUUAGCAAAAGUGCUUGGCUGUCUGGUUAUGAGGACCCUGUGGUUGAUCGAAUUAACGCAAGAAUACAAGAAUUAACAGGGUUAGAUGUGUCCACAGCUGAAGAACUGCAGGUGGCCAACUAUGGUGUCGGAGGCCAGUAUGAGCCCCAUUUUGAUUUUGGAAGGAAAGAUGAACCUGAUGCUUUUAAAGAGCUGGGUACCGGCAACAGAAUAGCUACCUGGCUGUUUUAUAUGAGUGAUGUGGAAGCAGGUGGCGCCACCGUCUUUACAGAUGUAGGAGCUGCAGUUUAUCCUAAAAAGGGAACUGCAGUCUUUUGGUACAAUCUGUUUGAAAGUGGAGAAGGAGAUUACAGUACAAGGCACGCAGCCUGUCCUGUGUUAGUUGGGAAUAAAUGGGUAUCCAAUAAAUGGCUUCAUGAACGGGGGCAGGAAUUUCGAAGGCCGUGUAAAUUGUCUGAAUUAGAAUAACCCAGAUCUACACUAUGUGAAAAAGAAAUUCCUCUCUGCCACAAAGCUUUCCAGACUGUACUUUGCCCAGUUUGCUAGCAAUGAACUAUAAUGCCGUUGUCCCAGACGGGGGAAGAAUCCAUUGUUGGGGAAUAGGAUCCAUUAUUUUUAUUAAGCCUCUCUAAUAUAGAUAUUUAAAUCUACACAGAAUUGUUAGUAUACAUUGCUAAAACCUGGAGGACACGUCCUUGCAAAGAUCUGUACUUCUCUGGCAAACAAUGCAUCUUACCUUUGUGCUUUGGAGACCCCAAGAGCAAUAGAACAGUGAGACAUAUGUUGUUUCAUUGACCACACAUAUGGUGCAGGGUUUAGGUUUGAUUUUUUUUUAUUUUAUUUUUUUAUUUUUUUCAUUUUACCUUCUAAAAAUUUCAGCACCUGGUUAAGACUUUCUAAAUGAGAUUUAUUUUUUGCAAUCAUGUAAUAUAUUGUGAAAUAGCCAUUAACGAUUUUUAAAAUAUCCAAUUUUGUAGUUUAAUAAACACAUAAGAGCCUAACUAGGUGUAGCUUCACUGCAUUGGGAGAAGAGAAUGAGAUAUUGUAUUCCUGGAACCUAUUCUAUGGUUACUGAACACAUUAGUGGAGAUAACGUCAAAAUCAUGUUAUGAAUGCAUUGAAAUGAUCACUCUACAUUUUAAUAACUGCCAAAUUGUCUUACACUUGUGUGCAGCAAGUUAAUAAAGGUACCUACCUGCACACUACCUCUGCCAUUUCCCACGUGAUUAUUUAUAGCAGAGCUCUUCCAGCAACUGAAGGAAAAAACACAUGUGGACGUGUCUGAGCACAGAAAAGCACCAAUAUGUACGUUACUGCAUUCCCCCUCCCUUCCCUUUGUUCUUAGGAAGCGUCAUAUCUGUGCAGAAGGAGCUCAGCUUUCAGUAACAUGUGAGAUGUACAUUAUACCACAGCAGUGCCUCUCAAACUCUGGCCCUUAUUCAGAUGUGUCCUCAAACCCAGUGGUUUACGUACAUAUCCUAUGGUGUGAGACCUGAGAUGCCACACUGCUCACGCGCAGAUCUUGUUCUGUGAGAUCACUCCGUGUCCCCACAGCUGCCAUGUGGGGGAGAAGAUGGGACAGCGCCAUGCAUCUUUCUCGAACUGAGGAAUGCCGGGACCCAUUUCUGAGGCAUGCUGAAAACUGUGUGUGCGUCUUCCAAUGCAGCUUCACUGGCCCGGGCAGCGUGAAAACACAGGCCAUCCUGAGUAACCCAAGGGUUCACACAGGUGACCAGAUGUGUUUUCGGAUGCAGCAGUGGAUCACGAAAGCUUACAAUGGCCUUCUUUCUACUCAAGACGCCUCCUGCUGUUUUUAUACAGUGUUGCGGAGAGUCUUGGUGUAACCUGCUCAAAACACAUCAACCGCACAUACGUUUCUUGUGAUGCAGACAUGGCUGGCUUCUGUUCCCUGCUGUGACAGAUCCGUGCCUUAGCUUUCCUUUGAUCAGGCCAUGGAGUGGUUGUAAUUAUGUUCAGGAAAUGUAACCUUUUCUUCCAUGCUUUAACCAGUCGAAAUAUGCCCCAGCCAAAUUUUGUCUUCCUUGCCCCCAACCCACAUCCCCUUCUAUCAUUUACAUGUUGCUCCAUAAGCUACAUUAAUCAACCCUAAUUAAAGAGUUGCAAAUAUGGUGUUGUAGUUCUGUGAUACUUUACUGUACUUCAAAAUCUAUUUUUUUUUUUUGCAAAACCUCAACUAUUUAUAACCCUUGUUGAAUGACUUUUUGUUUUGUACUUACCUCUGGGGGUUCUGGAAUGUGAAGUGAACAUACUUUAAUGUAAGAACAAUUUUGGCAAAAGCCACACUGUGUUCAAAUAGUGUCCUAUUAUAUUGUUGUGCACUGCAGCCUUCCCCUAAUUACAUUUCAUUUUCAAAUAAAA